CACUUCUCCUGAAUCCUGACACAUUUCUUGGUUUGAUCUAUGUGACUCCCAGAAAUUGAAUUCUCGAUAAGAUGCGAAUACGGAACUUCCAUAGUGCUUUACAAACUCGGUUUCUAUGUCUCCGCAGGAAUGGGCCUCGAUCGACGAGAGGUGUGGCUGGAUCCGUCCAUACGCCGAUUAGAUAUCCCGCCGAUGAACUGUUCGGAUAUACAUCCGGGAGAUGGAUUUACAAUGAGCAUUUACGAUUAUCAGAGCGCUACCUCAAGUUUGACGUAGUCGCCCUGAAGAAGGCUAUUGCCGUUGCAUGUGGCGGCAUUUCAUCCGACAUCGCUACCUUCUCAAAGUUAUCGGAAGGCGGAUUCAACCGUUUGUUCCAGGCGACUUUCAAAGAUGGCAGGUGUGUCAUUGCGAGGUUGCCGUAUCCGUCUACGGUACCUGAGCACUACACUGUGGCUAGCGAGGUAGCCACUCUGGACUAUCUACGGUUACAUGGGAUUUGCACACCUGAGGUGUACGCAUGGUGUUCGACAAAAACAAGCCCUGUUGGCUCUGAGUACAUUAUUAUGGAGAAGUUGGGCGGUACCCCUCUCGGCGAUACGUGGUAUUCGAUGACACCAAAAGAGCAGCACAAAAUCAUGAAACAAAUUGUCGAGUGGGAGGCGCGAUUGAUGUCGUUAGAGUUUCCCGCGUAUGGAAGUCUAUACUAUCGCAGAGACCUUCCGUCAGAGAGAAAUGUUCCUCUACCAAGUCAGGAGGAUGUUGAAUUCUGUGUAGGACCAAUAGCACACUAUAGUUGGUGGCAUGAUGAAAGAAGCACACUGAAUAUUGGCCGAGGACCGUGGCUGUCAUCUACUGAUAUAUUUCAGGCUGUUGGUGAGCGGGAAUUAUGUUGGACGAAAAAUUACGCGAAACCUCGACUUCCCUAUGAACGCCUCUACAGGGAAAUAUAUCACUUUUCCAAGGUCUCGCCUGAUACCCACAUGAGAAAUCUGUCUGAUUACCUAAAAUUGGUACCUUUCCUUGGAUUUGGGGCUGGAACGGCGCUGCAUCGGCCGGUCAUGCGACAUCCUGAUUUCCAGCCAAACAAUAUUCUUGUGUCAGAUUCAAAUGAAAUACUUGGAUUGAUUGAUUGGCAACAUUCCUCUAUUCUUCCUCUGGGUCUCGCAGCUGGGAUACCAAAAUACUUUCAGAACUACGGUGACCCUGAAUCAGAAGAGCUUAGAAAACCCCAGCUAGAUCUUCCGCCAAACUUUGAGUCACUAUCCCACUCUGAGCAAGCAUCGAUACGUGAGACGCUCCGAAAAAGAUUGGUUCAUUUUCUUUAUGCUGCUUUCACUGGACGGCUGAACGAAGAACAUUAUGAUGCAAUAUUUGACAACUCCGUUAUAUUACGUCAACGGCUCUUUAAGAGCGCGGGCACCCCAUGGGAAGGUGACUCAGUUACUCUGCGGGCUGAUAUAAUUCGUGCCAUACGAAGCUGGCAGAAUUUGCUCUCAGCUGACUCUGCGGUGCAUGGCGAAGGAGACCCUCCUCUGUCUCCUGUGCAGUACUCGGAAAGGACUAUUCAAGACACUCUUUAUCUUGACACGCAACAAAAAGAAGCUGACAUUGCAAUGGAGCAAAUGCGGGAUGCUUUAGGCGUCGACGAAUUGGGAUGGGUCCCGAAUAGUGAGUACGAAGCUGCGAAAGAAUUGGCGCAAGAAAUCAAAAGCAAAAUGCUCGAAGUAUCCGAGACUGCUGACGAUGUAACUGGGGUCCGCGAGCACUUUCCGUUUGAUGAUUUUGAUGAGAAGAACUGAAAAUCAAUCUUGUACGAUAACUGCAGUAUUCUGCACAUCAUAUAUGACACUACUUGACCAAACUUUGUGACAGCUAGCCAGCAUAGUCUUUCCCCCCGACAACCUAUUUUCCACACC
Paecilomyces variotii is the source of this 1916-nucleotide messenger RNA. Its product is annotated as kinase-like domain-containing protein. Gene Ontology annotation, cellular component: mitochondrion. Lineage: Eukaryota; Fungi; Ascomycota; Eurotiomycetes; Eurotiales; Thermoascaceae. The transcript is spliced from 3 exons. The coding region runs from base 72 to 1799 and encodes 575 amino acids. The record is from RefSeq and is a predicted model, not a curated record.